Messenger RNA from Sphaeroforma arctica JP610, 1385 nucleotides. RefSeq lists its product as hypothetical. Gene Ontology annotation, cellular component: mitochondrion. The transcript is spliced from 5 exons. Bases 1 to 1215 code for a protein of 404 amino acids. Lineage: Eukaryota; Ichthyosporea; Ichthyophonida. The record is from RefSeq and is a predicted model, not a curated record.
AUGUCAUUUCUCCAACUGCGUGACGCAUCCAAAGCCACCUUCAAGAAGGGCGACUUUUACGACCGUGUGCGUACGCGUAUGUUCGAGAUGCAUCCUACACGCGCAUCGCGCAUGCAGACAAUCCGAGCAAGGAACCUCAUGUACUUCUUCGGCGUCAAUUAUAUACUGACAACGCUGUACGUUCUGCUGACCGAGGCCUCGUGGAGUCCACUGUUUGUCGCCAUGGUGGCCCUGUGCAAUCUGUCGUCGUGCGUCCUGUCUGGAUUCGGCCACAACUUUUCGCACGUGGCGAACUCCAAAAUGGGCCUAUUCCUCGAUCUGAACGGGCUGAGUAAUGCCGAAUGGAAUCUGGAGCAUCUGUUGUCGCAUCACAUGCACACUAACUCAGUCCUAGAUCACGACCGAUACUCAAUGAAUCCAUUCAUCACCUGGGGGGAACAGGUUAAGGGGAAGAACCUUCUGGGCACCAUUGUCACCACCGUCACGCUGGCAGUCAUUUUCUUUAUUGGCGAGUCGGUCGUAGCUCUCAACGGUAAUAUUAUCCAUCGCUUCCGCCACAAGUACAUCCUGUCGUUCCCCGGGGGCUUCCUACUACCCUGGAUAUUUCCCGUAAAGCUGGCCAUGUUCUUCCUGUUCCAGGGCUUCUGGGCCGGGCUUGCCAUCAACCUGUCGAGCAUGCUGUCUGUGUCGUUGUACUUCACCAUCCUGGCGCAUUGCACGCAUAUGAGCGAGCCGGCGCUAAGGGCCGGUGGAUUGAACUACGAUGAAUUCGGCCGCGCUUCACACGAAACCAUUAGUAAAGGAUUGGAUUGGGGACUGACGCAGUUGGCCACGGCGAGAGAUAUCAAGAAUGUCGACAUCCCCAUCCUCAAUAAUUUCUUAAGCCACAGAAUAGUGCAACAGAUUAGUUCCGCACUAUUGCUGGGUAUCGACAGGCAAUCGAUGCAUCAUCUGUACCCACCACUGGAUCACUCUAUCAUGCAAGAUGAGGUUCGAGCCAUGGCGUUAGAAGAGAUCAAUGUUGAACGAACCCGAUUACCAAAGAUGGCUCUAAACGGCGCCAGUGAGGCGGAAGUUGAGCGCAUGGCCAAUCUAUUGGACGAGUGUGAGCAGUCGUUAACGCCCAUCCCCUUCCCAGUGUUGUUCCAAAACCUGUACGACGUUGCGCAUGGUAUUACUGUUGAGCAAUUGCUGAACACGAAAAAGGAGGUAUAGAGCGGUCGACGUAUAUCGCCCGGUAGCGAAAUUGUAUUUAGUUACGUGCUGAUAUACAUACGACGCAUGUAUUCGAGUGCAUCUAGCAUUGGUAUCACCACGAGUGAAAGGAUGUGUACAUUUUGGGAUUGAAAAUAAACAAACCUGCCGGUCUGAACCGCUGGAUUCUA